AUGGGAUCUAUGCCACAGCUUCAACAACGGCCGCCCGCCAGCUUCCAGCCUGGAUUCCUGCGGCCUGUUCAGGCGUCCUGGGCCCAGCCCAUGAGCGCCCCUCAGCACCCACCAGGCGGCUAUGGGCAGCCGUGGGGGCCCCUGCCGGCCUUAAGCCCCCCAACAGCACAGUGGGGAGCGCGGCCGGCUCGGCCCCCUGCUUACAAUCCAGGAGGGCCCAGACCCCCGCCCGGUGCCCCCCUGCCUGGCCCACCACAACAUCCCGGCCCAAUGCAGCAGGGCCGAGGCUAUCACAGCAGCGGCGGCCGCGGCGGCGGCCGCAGCGGCGGACGGUAUAGCCAGGAUGGCGGCAGGGGCAGAGGGGGGCCACCCCCGGGUCGUGGCAGGGGGGAGGGCAGGGGAGAAGCAAGCAUCGAGGCUUACUACUCGCCAACCAUGGUGGAGGAUCCCUGGCGUUCCCUCCGUCAGACCCAAAACAGGCCACCAAGUGCCAAAUUACCUCCACAGAAGGGCGACGGAUCCGGAAAAAGAGCAGACAAUCCCGCUGUAACCCUUCAGGAUGCAACGGAGACUGAUGGCGCUGAGGGUGUGCCUGUGGAGGGGGCAGAGAUGAGCAAGCUCUCUGAGGAGGGCGCCCAAGAUAGGCCUUGGCACUGA
Messenger RNA from Coccomyxa subellipsoidea C-169, 657 nucleotides. RefSeq lists its product as hypothetical. NCBI's taxonomy places the organism in Eukaryota, Viridiplantae, Chlorophyta, Trebouxiophyceae, Coccomyxaceae. The record is from RefSeq and is a predicted model, not a curated record. The coding region runs from base 1 to 657 and encodes 218 amino acids. The transcript is spliced from 5 exons.